This is a messenger RNA of Electrophorus electricus (electric eel), 494 nucleotides long. RefSeq names its product pterin-4 alpha-carbinolamine dehydratase/dimerization cofactor of hepatocyte nuclear factor 1 alpha (gene pcbd1). Gene Ontology annotation, molecular function: 4-alpha-hydroxytetrahydrobiopterin dehydratase activity. The record is from RefSeq and is a predicted model, not a curated record. NCBI's taxonomy places the organism in Eukaryota, Metazoa, Chordata, Actinopteri, Gymnotiformes, Gymnotidae. Gene Ontology annotation, biological process: tetrahydrobiopterin biosynthetic process.
GUUCAGGCUUCUGCUGGGACAGCUAUUGUGCCUUGGGCCUUAAUACAGAAUCCCAGCUGCUUUUGUUGCCUGUUCAGAAGAGGAGUAAUCAAAAGGGAAGAGCCAGUGCUGCUGACAGCAUCUCCAACAUGGCUGGUAAGAUUCAGGCACUGAGUCUGGAGGAGAGGGAGCAGAUCUUGCCCAUGCUCCACAGUGCCCAGUGGGUGGAGGUGGUGGGCAGAGACGCGAUCUAUAAGGAGUUUAUCUUUAAAGACUUUAACCAGGCCUUUGGGUUCAUGUCAAGAGUGGCACUACAGGCCGAGAAAAUGGACCAUCAUCCUGAGUGGUUCAAUGUUUACAAUAAGGUUCAGAUCACUCUAAGCACACAUGAUUGUGGAGGUCUUUCCCAGCGUGACAUUACACUUGCUACUUUCAUUGACCAGGUCUCCAUUUUCUGAAGCUACAUCUUCUGUUUCCCUCCUGUGAGGCAAUAAAUCGACUAGACCUGAACAGGA